Messenger RNA from Gloeophyllum trabeum ATCC 11539, 1016 nucleotides. RefSeq names its product short-chain dehydrogenase/reductase SDR. The record is from RefSeq and is a predicted model, not a curated record. Gene Ontology annotation, molecular function: oxidoreductase activity. The coding region runs from base 101 to 877 and encodes 258 amino acids. The transcript has 3 exons. NCBI's taxonomy places the organism in Eukaryota, Fungi, Basidiomycota, Agaricomycetes, Gloeophyllales, Gloeophyllaceae.
AGUGUGUUAUGUUAGGGGCAUCGGGUCAUGGGUUUCCUGCACUCGUCGUUCUCUCCCGACGCACAAAUCCUCCGACCUGUUCAUCGUGAGCGUCUCAUCAAUGUCUGGCACCGGUCGACUCGCAGGGAAAGUCGCCCUUAUCACGGGUGCGGGCGCAGGGAUAGGUCUGGCCGCAACGAAGAGGUUCCUGGCGGAGGGGGCAAAGGUCGUGGUCGCGGACCUUAACAUAACGAAAGCCCAGCAAGACCCCGAGCUUCUGAGAGACGAGUACAAGGACUCGAUCGCUUUCAUCCAGGGAGAUGUCACGAAGGAGGCGGAUGUGAAAGCGAGCUGCGAGCUCCCUCUGGAGAAGUGGGGGAAGCUCGAUAUUGCGCUGCUAAACGCGGGCUUGGGGCACCCGACUCAGCCGUGGCUGACGACAGACGAGAGCGUCAUAGACAAGAUGCUCGCCGUCAACGUGAAAGGACCGUGGUUUGGGGUGAAGCACGCUGUCGCCUCCAUGAUUGCUUCCCCUCAUAAGGGAAAGGGGUGCUCCAUCGUCCUAACGUCCUCCGUAGCGUCCACGUACGGCGAGCCCGAGUUUUCACCUUACGUCGCGGCCAAGUGGGCCGUGCGCGGGCUGGGUCUCGUUGGCGCGCAGGAGUUCGCCAAGUACGGGAUCCGCGUCAACACCAUCCAGCCCGGGGCGACGAACACGCAGCUCUACCAGGAUUCCUUCCCAGAGGAGGUCAAGCAGGCGAUUCUGAAGACGAAUCUUAUGGGCAGGCCAGCGGACCCGAUGGAGAUUGCGAAUGUGAUGUUGUUCUUGGCUAGCGAUGAGGCUAGCUUCAUGACUGGGUCCACGGUCGCGGUGCAUGCUGGUCAGACACCCACUUAGCGAGCCGUUGUGAAGGAUGGGGACAGUGGGUUAAAACAAUUGCAUUUGUGUAUGUAAGUUACAGACGAAUUCAACGGUCGGUUGUAUUCCUACAGCAGGUUCCUUUGGAAUUGCUGAUACGAACGAGAAUAGACAUCGG